AUGGGCGAGGAGAAGGUGAUCGUCUCGAUAGCGUGCGUCGCGUCCACGAUCGCCGUCGCGGCUACCCUUUUCGUGAUUCCGGCACUGUACAGCGAGAUCAACGAGAUCCACGACCAAGUGCUCGACUCUGUCUCCGUCUUUCGCGUCGAGACCGACUCGGCCUGGACGCAGAUGAUGGACGUCCAAAUCGUCGUCUCCCCGCCGUCAAAGCCCAGGGAGAACCCGUUCAACUCCAUCUUCCGCCAGAAGCGCCAGAACUUUGCCGGACUGCCCGCCUGGUGCCAGUGCGAGCCGAAGAAGCCGCAGUGCCCGCCAGGGCCACCCGGACCUGCCGGAAGCCCCGGACAGCCUGGACAACCCGGAAACCCUGGACCCCCAGGAAACGACAAUCGUCAAACCUACGCCCCGAUCACGUGCCCGCCCCAGGAUACCUCCUGUGUCAAGUGCCCACAGGGCCCGCCUGGACCGUCUGGGCCCUCCGGAAACAUGGGACCGCCCGGCCCAUCCGGAAACCCCGGUGGCAACGGAAACAAUGGACAGCCCGGGCACCCGGGACCUCAGGGCCCACCUGGACCUGCUGGACACCCCGGACAGCCUGGUGGAGAUGGCCACCCAGGAGGGAAUGGCGGCCCCGGCCUUCCCGGCCCCGAUGCCGCCUACUGCCCCUGCCCGCCCCGAAGUGUCGUCUACUUUGCCCGUCGAGCCCGAAUU
This is a messenger RNA of Mesorhabditis spiculigera, 711 nucleotides long. The record is from the annotation of a GenBank genome assembly. Lineage: Eukaryota; Metazoa; Nematoda; Chromadorea; Rhabditida; Rhabditidae.